UACUGUCCCACAGGAGCUCCAGCUGUUUGAAGUCAUGCUGUUCGUUUCUUUACUAGAAGCUACAAUGGCUUCCAGGUUUGUAAUUGUUUUACAGGGAUAGAAGAAGCAGCCAAUGCUGAUACAGAUGGCGCUCUUGUCUGAGGAAAGAAGGAUGUAACAGAACGAAGCAAGCAGCGCAGCUUCCCCUCAUCUCCUCCGUUCCAGCCAACCCAAUCCAUGGAUUGCGUGCUCUUCAAGGCACGACCUUUUUGGGCCGCAGUAAACCGGCCGAGCUUCACCGUGUACGCAACUCUGCAGCGCUCGUAUAGUCCAAUCCACUGUAUCCUCCGACGCUUCGCCAACAUGUCCGCCCCUGAGUCGACCGCGGCCAUGCCGUCCAUGAUGUACGGGACCGCCUGGAAGAAGGACCGUACGGCCGACCUCGUCUACGAGGCCAUCAAGGCUGGCUUUCGCGGCAUCGACACGGCCGCCAUGAAGAAGCAUUACGACGAGGCGCUCACGGGCGAGGGUAUCCGUCGCGCCAUCCGCGAGGGCAUUGUCUCGCGCAGGGAACUAUUCAUCCAAACCAAAUUCACCCCCCUAGACUCUUCCUCCCCCUACUCCCAGACCGACCCGAUCCCCGCCCAAAUCCACGCCUCCGUGACCUCCUCCCUCACCAACCUCGCCACGCCCGACCACCCGCAGCCCUACCUCGACGCGCUGAUCCUGCACUCCCCCUUCCCCACCGCCGCCGAGACCCUCGAAGCCUUCCACGCCCUCCAGUCCUACCUGCCCAACUCCCCGGACCCUUCCCGCGCGGGCAAGAUCCUCCGCCUGGGCAUCUCCAACAUCACCCCAGCCCAGCUACACGCCCUGACCUCCACCUCCACCACCCCAUCCCCAUCCUCACCAGCGCCACCACCCAUCACCAUCAUCCAGAACCGCCUCCGCGCCGCCGAGCACGCCUGGGACCGCAGCACGCGUGCCUGGUGCGCCGCCCGCGGCGCGGCCUACCAGGGCUUCUGGACGCUGACGGGCAACGCGGGCGUGUGGCAGCAGCGGGGAGGGGGCGCGGCGGCGUGCGUCGGGGUCGGGGCGGUGGCGGACGGCGCGGGCGUGUCGCGCGCCGCCGCGUGGUACGUGCUGCUGAUGGAGGCCGGGGUGGUGGUGCUCAACGGGACGUGCGACGCGGCGCACAUGCGGGAGGAUCUGGAUGCGCGGGGGAGGGUGGAGCGGUGGAGGAGGGGUGGGGAGGAAGGGGCGAGGGUUUGGGAGGAGGCGUGGAGGGAGUUUGAGGCGCUGGUUGGGGGGGUUGCGAAGCAGGGUUGAGUUUGCUUGGAGAGGGGAGAGUAGGGAGGAUGGAGGGGGAGCUGUGAAGGGAGAGGAUAGUGGUAAUUGUAUGUUUGGUAGCCUGGUCUGUGGACGGGGAGGGAGGUAGUUGUUUGUUGCUUUACGUAGACGGUCGACCGAGGAACG
Thermothielavioides terrestris NRRL 8126 is the source of this 1455-nucleotide messenger RNA. RefSeq lists its product as uncharacterized. Gene Ontology annotation, molecular function: aldose reductase (NADPH) activity. Gene Ontology annotation, cellular component: cytosol. The record is from RefSeq and is a predicted model, not a curated record. Lineage: Eukaryota; Fungi; Ascomycota; Sordariomycetes; Sordariales; Chaetomiaceae. The coding region runs from base 343 to 1308 and encodes 321 amino acids. The transcript is spliced from 2 exons.